AUGAAUUCACGAAAUGAAGCCUCUUGUGUCACGCUUGGAUCGGGAAAUCUCCGUGAUGCGGUUCGAUUGCCCUUUGGUGAAGAUCAAAAUGAAUGGUUAGCGAUGAAUCUAUCUGAUAUGUACAAUCAAGUGUGUAUGUUAGUUGGAACACUCGAUCAAGCCUGUACUCCUGAGAAAUGUCCAAAGAUGACAGCUGCAGCUGGACAUGAAUAUCUUUGGCAAGAUAGCAAUAAACAAACUCUGUCUACAUCGGCUCCUGAAUACAUUUCUUAUUUGCUAACGGGUAUUCACGAUCAAUUGGACGAUGAAAAUGUGUUUCCAUCACAAUUGGGCAAAUCUUUUCCACCGGAUUUCCUCUCGAUUUGUGAGGGUAUCAUGAGUCGUCUCUUUCGAGUAUACGCUCAUGUCUAUCAUGCACAUUCAAAUGAUAUCAUCAAAUUGAAUGCAAUGGCUCACAUCAACACAUCGCUCAAACAUUUUAUCCUGUUUGCAAGGGAAUUCAAAUUGAUUCCCCGUGCGAAAAUGGUUCCUCUACAAUCCGUUCUUGAUACACUUUGCCCGGCAAAUUCA
This is a messenger RNA of Mesorhabditis belari, 570 nucleotides long. The record is from the annotation of a GenBank genome assembly. Lineage: Eukaryota; Metazoa; Nematoda; Chromadorea; Rhabditida; Rhabditidae.